AUGGGUGCUUUUAACGGCAUCUCUUUACCAAAUGGUAACCUGAGUCUCUCUCACCUCUUAUACGCGGACGGCUAUACCAUAAUGGGUGAAUGGUCUAGUGAAAAUGUGAUGAACAUGAUUCGCAUUCUUAGAGUUUUCUAUUGCUGUUCUGGUCUAAAAAUAAACAUGAGGAAGUCUUGCUUAUAUGGGGUGGGUGUCGAUUCUGGUACAAUUAAAGAUGUGGCUGCACGUGUUAACUGUAAAGUGGGUUGUCUACCCUUUGUUCAUCUUGGUAUCAUGAUUGGGGCGAAUAUGAACAAAUUUUCUAGCUGGAAUUUUAUACUUGACAUUUUUGAAACUAGACCAAGUAUAUGGAAAGGGUCAUGGUCAUCUAUUGGGGGUCGGGUCACCUUAAUUAAAGCUGUAUUGGAGUCAUUGCCCACGUAUUAUUUCUCCAUCUUUAAAGCUCCAUGUGGUAGUGGUGAUGGAAGAAAAGUUCAUUGGGUUUAUUGGGAACGUGUUGCGUCUCCUGUCAAACACGGGGGGCUGGGAAUAUGCAGGCUUAGAGAUAAUAAUGUGGCAUUGUUAACAAAAUGGUUAUGGAGAUAUAGAACUGAAACUGAUGGUUUAUGGAGAAAAGUUGAUGCAAUACAUGGUAAGAAUAGGAGUUGGGGUCCGCUGCCUCUCAAUAAUACCAUUAUGGGGGUGUGGAAAAAUAUAGUUCGAUCUCUAGGAAAAGUGAAGGUUGGGGAUGCCUAUAUUAACGAGAUGGUUAAAAGGAAAGGUGGGGAAUGGGGAAAAUAUUAG
This is a messenger RNA of Erigeron canadensis, 786 nucleotides long. RefSeq lists its product as uncharacterized. Bases 1 to 786 code for a protein of 261 amino acids. The record is from RefSeq and is a predicted model, not a curated record. Lineage: Eukaryota; Viridiplantae; Streptophyta; Magnoliopsida; Asterales; Asteraceae. The transcript has 2 exons.